Colletotrichum truncatum is the source of this 1728-nucleotide messenger RNA. RefSeq names its product ankyrin repeat containing protein. Lineage: Eukaryota; Fungi; Ascomycota; Sordariomycetes; Glomerellales; Glomerellaceae. The record is from RefSeq and is a predicted model, not a curated record.
AUGGGAAAUGCUCAGAGUUCCCGACUGGCGAAUGAGCUCCUCUCUGCCUGCGCCAAAUCGAGUAAUCACAUGGUUAUCGCUGGUCUCGAGGAACCCCAACUCCAAGAAGCCCUGAAGGCAUUCCUUCAAUCACUCGAGCUGGUCUGGGCUUCGCUUCCCGCAUCCUUGGCCAAUAUCAUUCGGUCUUGGUUCCCGCUGCGACUCGAGGUAGAGAAGGCGGUCACUGUUGAGGAUUGGGUACUGGCGAGGAUACACACAAUAUCUUCAGACCCUGCGACUCUGCUUUACAAUGAGCUUUCCCGGUUUCAGGGGUCUGGAGGCAAGUGUCUAGAUAGAGUGAAAAGAGACGUCAGCCUCGUUGCAUUCUCCCAAUUGCAGAAACAAUACCGGGAAAACCAUGGCACUACUCUCCCAAACUACCUUGGUCAACGCUUAAAAACAGACGUUAAAACAAUUCGACAGAACUGCAGCUAUUGGACGAGGAGAGGAAAGAUCCUUGAUACUAUCGCCACCGAAUUGGGUGGAUAUGGGGCCUUACUCCUCGACCUUCCGAUCAGACACGCGGGAUGGUACAAGAAGUCUCGAUGUUCUAUCGACCAAAUCACAGCGACAUGUAAUAAGCUGCGCUUGAAAAAGUUGCAUCGAUGCGAUGAGACCGAAAAAUAUUACGAUAUUGCUGAUCGCCUAUUUAAAACAUUCCAGCACGAAUAUAACGCCUGGAUAGCACUUCAAUUACCUGCAAAGUCCGAACUGAAAGAUCCGAAUGCUGACGGACCGCCGAAAUGGGAACAACCGCCAGAUCAGCCACAACAUCAGCCACAACCGUUGCACCCCCAGCCGCAAGUGCCGAGGUCACAACUGCCGCCGCAAUCGCCACAACUGCUGCCAGAGAUACUGCCACUCCAACCAACACAGCAUCAACACCAACGAUCGCUACAACAGCUGCCACAAGGUUCUCUACAGGGCGUGCCCCAAGUGCAGUGGCAGGAACAGAUAAUGCCACCACAACAACAUUUGUCACAAUAUCUGCCGCAACAACAGUCAUCACAGCUGCUGCAAGGCUUCUCUCCAGGUCAGCAGCAACAGCAGUCACUAAAUUUGCGACAAGAGUCUUCUUUAAUUCCUCUGCAAGGAUUUAGAAUAAUUCAUGAGCACCAGACAACUGGCCAAGCCUUGCCUAGUCCGCAACAACAGCAGAGACGCCAACAACACAACAGUGACCUGAUUGCAGGCGAGAAGCAUCCUCUUGCCGAUGCGCCUGUUCCACAACCUAAACGAAGGCAAGCCGACGCUCCACGUAUAACCAACCCAUCAAGCUGCACUGGUGAAAUGGAGUUGGGUUUCUUUGGUCCUUCUUUUCACCAAGUCGAUGGAUGUGUGCGAGGAAGAGUGGAUUGUCUCGCGAACAUAGGUGAUGCGCAAGCAGGCAAACCCGUUGUUAGAGACGAACGUAGCCAAACGGCGUCGCUGGUAAACAAUGGGUUGGAUAUGAUGGUCUUUGAUCCGUUCAACUCUACCGUCGUUUCCACGCAACAGUCAAGUUCGGCAGAGCAACUGGCUAUACAACAAUUCUCAUUGCAGCAAGCGCCACCACUGCCAAGCGCAAUCCCAUACCGUACUACUAUAUCCUCAUUCAACGAAGCGCAUGUGUCUGCGAACGAUUGUCCUGGCAUCCUAACUGUGGGUGCGGACGAAAUCUGGGAUGGCGUGUUUCAUGGACGCAUUUGA